Epithele typhae is the source of this 1161-nucleotide messenger RNA. RefSeq lists its product as uncharacterized. NCBI's taxonomy places the organism in Eukaryota, Fungi, Basidiomycota, Agaricomycetes, Polyporales, Epitheliaceae. Gene Ontology annotation, biological process: mitotic spindle organization. The record is from RefSeq and is a predicted model, not a curated record. The transcript is spliced from 6 exons. Bases 1 to 1161 code for a protein of 386 amino acids. Gene Ontology annotation, cellular component: dynactin complex; cytoplasm.
AUGAGUGGCGCAAAGUACGCGAAUCUACCGGACAUCGACACCGCGCCUGAUGUGUACGAGACCGAAGACGUCUUUCCCUCCGCCCACGACAGUAAAGGUGACUCAAGCGACGACGAGGCCGCCCCGACGCGCGGCCACGCACGGGGCAAGGCAAGCGAGACCAGCGGGCGGGAGGAGCUCGACCUGAGCAGCGUCCACCCGGACGACGCGUCCAAGCGGUUCCGCAAAGCCGAGCGCAGACACCCCCGCCCCAAGGUCCAGUACGUCUACCCCCCGUCCCCCACGAGCGCGGACCCGUCCGGGCCCCCGUCGCCCAGCGGCGGCCCCGUCCCGCUCUCGCAGCGGCUGCGCCUCCUCCAGGCGGAGGUCGCCGCGCUCGAGGGCGAGCUCGCGGACCCGACGAACCCGCUGCUGCAGAAGGAGCGGGGCGGGGGGCGCGCGGACCCGGGGGAGCUCAUCCGGGGGAUGGUGGACGUGAAGCGGCGGAUUGAGAAGAUCAGCAAGGCGCGCGAGGGCCGGGGCAAGCUCGUGAGCGUCAUGCUGGGCGAUUCGGACGCAGAGGACGCGUCGCGCAGGGAUGCGGCGAAGGAGGCGGGCGAGCAGAACGGCGAGGAGGGUGCGGAGGGCAAGACCGAGCCGCCGACGAUCAGGGUGCCGGAGGCCCGCGACAUCGCGGAGAUGGACAGGCGGGUGGGCGAGCUCGAGAAGCUGGUUGGGUCGUCGACCGUGACGUUGGACGAGCUGUCGCCGCUCCCGCCUCCCCUGCUCCCCCUCCUCACGCGCCUCAACGCGCAGCUCAACCUGCUCACCCAGCCCCGCCAUAUCGACUCCAUCUCCCGCCGCAUCAAGCUCCUCAACUCCGAGUUCGACCGCUCCUCCGGCCCCUCCGCCCAGUCCACGCCAAAGACCGGCGUGCCGCGUCCCAGUCCGGCGCGCAGCCCGCGCGCCCGCCUCCUCGCCUCCUCCGCCGCGCUGCAAGAACAGCUCGCGCCGAAGACUCUGCAAGAGCUCGAGGAGGAGCAACGGCGAGGGCGGGCGGCGCUCGAAGAGCUCACUCGCGCGGUGGAGGGUGUGGAGAAGAGCCUCGCGGACAACGAGGCUCUAGUGAAAGGGAAUGUACGCGAAAUAGAAGAUCGCAUUGAGGGUCUGGGAGCAGGCUAG